UGUUUUACUAACUGUAAAUGCAAUGCAAAUAUUUCCCACUUAGAUCUUCGAUCGGCAAGUACUUACAUUUUUUAAAUUAUCGUUUCCUUAAUUGUGAAGUGCAUUUCUUGAAGAAAGGUUUCGGUGCUCAAUUUGUUUCAACAGCGGUGCUAAAACAUGGAGUGCAAAUCGGUGAGUAAAUUUUUAUUUAUAGUAUACAGUAGCCGACUGUAAUUGCCUAAUUGGUAUUGACCAUUAGUCUAUAGAUGCAUCGAGCGCAACUUUUUUUUUAACUCUGACCUUCUAACAAAGGACGCAGCCUUGUUUAAGCUAAAAGUUUGAUCUUGUUAAAAAGUAUUCUAAUUAUUACUUAGGAAAUUACAUCUUAGAUCGUUUCAUUUCCGGUCGUAGUCCUAUUCCACACGAUGAAUAAUCGACAACGAUUUUUUCAUAGCCAAAUUUCUACCACAUCCCUUUCCUUUCGAUAUGGAAAAUCGAAGCAAAUACGGUCGUAGUCGUAUCCUUCCUCUUUCGUAAGUUUCGUAAAUGUGAGCUAUUUGUGAGGAUUUUCUUAAAGAUAACAACAAAUCGUAGAUUCAUGUGCGCAUUCCCGAAAGUUUCCGUUUCUCUUCAGUCUUUCAAGUCGAUUGGCCACCAACAUUUCAUCUGUCUCAUUUCCAGUGGUACGUAGCACAUUUUAUUGAAAUGUCGAAUCAAGAUAACCGUGAACAAGGCGCGUUCGGUGUUGGCACCUACGGGAGAAUUUUGGCAGAUGACAAAGAUCAACGUAGACCGAUAACUCAUCCCCGCCAGCAAAAAUUACCCCGACCGAAGUUAGGGUCGUACCCUUCGAAGAAUUGCAAUUUCAAAGUCAGACUGUCGUCAAGAAGGAGCGUUUCCCGAGAAAAUGUAAGGCAGCGAUCGUUCCCCAGUUUAUCCAGCAUCAGUGAAACGGAAUCGCCGAGCUUUGAUUUCACGGAAAGUUUCGAAGUUCUCGACGAAGGUGAAACGAUUUCUCCAACGACUUGGUGCGUUUGGCCCCAACAGAUGUUGAUGGUGGCCAUCGAUGAAAAAUUAUUUACUAAAAGUCCCUUAAAUGUCCGCUUGUGUAAACCUCGUCUCAAUGUUUCCCUUGGUGAGUCUGACUGGAGGGAAAUUCCACCUGAUUGUUAUGACGUUGGUGUUUUGUUUGCUGCUCUGAAUGGGCACGUCGCCAUGUUGACUUUUUUCCUUGAAUCGGGAGGGGACGCCAAUGCAUUGGAUUUGCUAGGCAGAUGUGCCCUGCAUUACGCGGCAAGUUCUCCGAGUUCCAGCGCCGUUUUGUGUCUCAAUCUGUUAAUCCGUUACAAAGCCACAGUUGACGUGUUGGACCAGAAUAAAGAAGCGACUCCGCUUUUCUGUGCCGCCGCUUCCGGCCGUAUCGAAUUGGUCGAAGCACUGUUAAGCAAUGGUUCGGACGCAAACGCUGGGUGGGGAAGUUCAAGCGCUUUGGUGUGGGCCGUUAGGGCCCGAAGUUUGUCUUGUGCCACUCGGUUGGUUGAAGCAGGCGCCAAUGUCAACAAUUUGCAAGUUCUCUGUGAGUCGCCUAUUCACGUGUCCGCUUUCCAAGGAGACGUCGACUGUUUGAAAUUACUUUUGGAGAAUAAAGCCGAUGCCAGUGUCCUUUGCGGUCCCGAACGAAGAAAUGCACUGCAUUUAGCUUCCUUGAGAGGCAAAGCCGAAUGUCUUCGCUUACUUUUAGAGGCCAGCACAACUGAAAUUGACAAGCCGGAAGCCGUUGGCCGGACACCUUUACACUUGGCGGCCUUGUCUCAAUCGGUAGAAUCGGUCAAAGUAUUGUUGGAUUACGGAGCGCGACAUGAUAUUUGCGAUGGAAUGAUGGAGACGCCGCUUCACAGUGCAGUCGUCAAGUGCCGUAGGGCGAUCGAUGUCGUCAAGUUGCUGAUUUCCAGGGGAGCCAAUGUCAAUGUGAAGAAUCAGUUCAGUCAAACUCCACUCCACUUGGCGGCAAUCAACGAACAUUCGAAAUUGGCUUCGUUCUUGAUUCUCUCGGGCGCUGAUCUGUCAGCUAAAAAUCGAGCAAAGAAUACGGCUCUGGCCUUAGUUGCACGACGAGUUCCAGACGCCUUGUCAACCAUUUCGAAAAAGUUGGAUUCAGCGAUUGAAAUAGCCGGAGGACUCGAUCCAACUGAUGCAGAUUGCGAAUUGCGAUUAGAUUUACAAGUUCUUGUGCCAAGCGGCAACCAGCAAAAAGAAGGAGAAAUGGCCAUGUUGACCUCGAUGAUCGCGGCCGAUCAGCAUCAUCUGUUGCAGCAUCCAGUCAUUGGCGCCUUCCUACAUUUGAAAUGGACGAAGAUCCGUACCACUUUUUUGGCCUCACUCAUUUUUCAAUUUUGUUAUGUUCUCUUUUUAACACUGAACAUUUACACUACAUACGUAAGCAGUAAGAAUGAAAAAGCCGAGAAUGGAACGACCAAUUUAACCGGCACAAUUGUGCACAACUCUGAUUUAAUUGACUCACAAACCCAAAAAAGCUACUCACUCGAUUACUUUUGGUUGCCGACGAUCUUUUUCGGUUCCAUGACAGGGUGCAAGGAACUUUUCCAACUGUAUUGUAAUCCACAUGAAUACGUGACAGAUGUAGAAAACUACGCGCACCUCUUUUCUGUUGUCGGAAUAGCACUCGUCAUUCCCAGGAAUGAGGAUGGAUAUGUGUCUGGUUGGCAGACUCACGUGGCCGCUGUAGUCGUAAUCGUUGCCUGGAUUAAUCUGAUGUUGCAUAUCGGACGAUUUCCCGCAUUCGGUCUGUAUAUCCAGAUGUUUACCACCGUUGCAUGGAAUAUGUCCAAACUACUGGUGACAUAUUUCUGCCUCAUCGUCGGCUUUUCGCUAGGAUUUGCCGUUCUCUUUCCGAAAUCGAAAUUUUUUGGUGAAAUACCCAUCGCGCUUCUCACGGCAAUCGUCAUGAUGACAGGCGAAAUGGAUUUCAACACUCUGUUUUAUGAUGAAAAGGGCAACGAAAAAAUCAGAUUCCCUGGAACAACCCAUUUAGUCUUCCUAUUCUUUGUUCUUCUGAUUGUCAUAGUUUUGAUGAAUUUACUCGUUGGUUUAGCCGUCUCUGAUAUUCAAGGCUUGUUGAACUCGGCUGGCUUGAAUCGUCUUAUCCGGACUACGAAGCAAAUUGCGCGCAUGGAAAUUUUUAUCUUUUUCCCUUGGCCCAUCCGUUUGCCUCAUAUGUGGUCAAAAAUUCCUAAACGAGAGUGUCUACAGCGCAAAGUAUUGGUGGUGUCACCCAAGGCAAAACGUACUUACAACUUCAAGCCCAACGACCCACGUGAUGGACGCUUUCCACAAAACAUCAAAGAAGGUUUAUUAGCAAUUGCCGUUGAAAGAAUGGCUAGCAAAAAGAAAGGACCGUAUCAGUAUAACGCCCUAUCCGUUCAAACCAACGGAGAAUUUAUUACCGACGUGUUUCAUCGAGUUGACGAACUCUUUACGAAUUACAUGUCGGAAAUUGUUACGAUGAACGAGAAGAUAAAUGAAAAACUUGCGCUAUUGGAGGAUGCUAAUAGAUUCAGACUACCGUUGAUUCCAGCUCGAAAAAUUGUAGAAGAGUUUUCUCAUUGUGAUACAGCCGUCUAAUUUAUGAGCAAUCUUUGUGGAAAAUCAGUAGUCCUUUUUUACUUUUACUUUCAUUGGUGUUUUAAUCGACAUAGCUUCCCCAGGGUUUCCUUUAACAGUAAAACAAUACUAAUAAAAUUUGUAAAUGUGUGAAAAACUCGAAA
Molecule: messenger RNA, 3764 nt
Organism: Daphnia pulex (common water flea)
Lineage: Eukaryota; Metazoa; Arthropoda; Branchiopoda; Diplostraca; Daphniidae
Product: transient receptor potential channel pyrexia-like
Exons: 3
Coding region: 685-3621 (978 amino acids)
Biological process (GO): monoatomic ion transport; transmembrane transport
Cellular component (GO): membrane
Molecular function (GO): monoatomic ion channel activity; protein binding
Source: RefSeq, a predicted model, not a curated record